UUUUUUGACGUCUCGUUGACACCGUGCGAAUUGGAAGCAAAAAUGGUGAACGUACCCAAACAACGCAGGACAUACUGCAAAAAAUGCAAAUGCCACAAGACCCACAAGGUGUCGCAGUACAAAAAGUCGAAGGAAAGAAGAGUUUCACAAGGUAGGAGACGUUACGACCGCAAACAACAAGGUUAUGGUGGUCAGUCCAAGCCUAUCUUCAAAAAGAAGGCAAAAACCACUAAGAAAAUUGUGCUCCGUCUAGAAUGUGCUGACUGCAAAGUGCGCUCACAGGUGGCACUCAAGCGCUGCAAACACUUUGAGCUGGGUGGAGACAAGAAGAGGAAGGGACAGAUGAUCCAGUUCUAACCUGGCUAAUAAAUAAGUCUUAACCAUUUGAGAGUUUAAUUUAUUUA
Messenger RNA from Hyposmocoma kahamanoa, 404 nucleotides. It is a transcript of the gene RpL36A, whose product is annotated as 60S ribosomal protein L44. The record is from RefSeq and is a predicted model, not a curated record. Lineage: Eukaryota; Metazoa; Arthropoda; Insecta; Lepidoptera; Cosmopterigidae. Gene Ontology annotation, molecular function: structural constituent of ribosome. Gene Ontology annotation, cellular component: ribosome; cytosolic large ribosomal subunit. Gene Ontology annotation, biological process: translation. The coding region runs from base 43 to 357 and encodes 104 amino acids. The transcript is spliced from 3 exons.